This is a messenger RNA of Naegleria fowleri, 1362 nucleotides long. RefSeq lists its product as uncharacterized. The record is from RefSeq and is a predicted model, not a curated record. The transcript has a single exon. NCBI's taxonomy places the organism in Eukaryota, Heterolobosea, Eutetramitea, Acrasida, Naegleriidae. The coding region runs from base 1 to 1362 and encodes 453 amino acids.
AUGAAUCCAUCAUUACCAAGAUCAACACCGUCUACACCGCCACUUCGAACCAAGAUCAAACAACCGAAAAGGCUUCGACAAGAAAUCAAUACUCAUGAAUUCAAACAAUUCUAUUUCGAAUUAAAUCUUCAUGCAGGUGACGGAGGUGGUGACGGAGGUGUUGGCGAUCAAGUGGAAGUAUUGCGCUUUCAUUCUCCCUCUUCGUUGUCAACCAAUUUCACUACUCCGUCCAAUCUUUCCAACAGCAAGUUGUUUCAACGUUAUCAACAAACAUUUCGUGCAAGUGAUUUGUCGAUCGAAGUUCCAAAAAAGACAAAGAAGAGAAAACCAUCCACUGUGGAAUCCAAUCAAAGCAGUUCGACUUUGUCAUCGACCGCAACCAUCCAUCCGCCACCACCACCACCACCACCAGCUCCGUCCAUUGCUUUUCAUGCAACCAAACAACAAUCUCAACCAGAUUCAUCUCCAUCCUCUCAAAUGAUCACAACAGUUCCCUCCAAAAACAGAAAAGAGGAUCAAGAAAAUCAAGUGGAACCUCCAACGAUGCAUUUCAAGUCUAACACUCCACAACAACAACAAACUAUACAAACAUUCACUCCAUUCCAAAUGAUGAAUGAAUGGAGCUAUUCUCCCUCGAUCCAUCGUCAUGAACUUCCAUAUCUUCAGGUUGCUCCACAAUGGUUCAAUGAAAUGAAGCAAAUGCAACAGCAAUGGCAACAACAAAUGCAACCAAUGCAACAGAAUCCUCACGAUGGUGAAGGUUUCUUUCAAGAGCAAAACAUGUGUGUUGUUUCGCCUCAAAAUAAUCUCCAAAAUGUUCCACUCAGUCUUCAAGCGGGUAUGUAUUACGGAAAUUUGUUUGGAUAUGAAUCACUUCAGAAUUCAACAUCAUCACCAAACAAGUUACACGAUAUAUGUCCUACAUCUUCUGAUAUGACUUGCGCCAGGAGUGACAACAACCAUAGUUUCCAGUCGGGACUUUCUACUUUUGGUCAGUCACCAAAUAAGGAAGAAGUUACGUCGUUCGCUUUAUUGGAGGCAUUGCAAAGAUGGUUAAAUGCAAACUUGGCUGAAAGGAGCCAUGUCCAACAAGUAGUCGUUCCAUCCUAUGACUCUUGUGAUCCUUUCAGGAAUCAACAAUUCGAUCCGAACCCAUUCGUCCUUUCUUGUGACCCUCCUCAUGGACACCUUGAGAAACAACACAUUCCACUUGUACCACCACAAAAUAAAGGCCAUGUGGCCUUUGAAAGGUCAGUGGAGAGUUCAACAGAGAAUGAGCAUUCAAGCUUGCAGUGGGCAUGUUUGUAUUUGGCUCUUCAACAAGCUUUUUCAAAUGGAGGAGCUCCAUUCUCCUUCUUUUGA